Molecule: messenger RNA, 2048 nt
Organism: Diabrotica virgifera virgifera (western corn rootworm)
Lineage: Eukaryota; Metazoa; Arthropoda; Insecta; Coleoptera; Chrysomelidae
Product: zinc finger protein 570-like
Exons: 2
Coding region: 406-1458 (350 amino acids)
Biological process (GO): regulation of transcription by RNA polymerase II
Cellular component (GO): nucleus
Molecular function (GO): DNA-binding transcription factor activity, RNA polymerase II-specific; RNA polymerase II cis-regulatory region sequence-specific DNA binding
Source: RefSeq, a predicted model, not a curated record
ACCAUUUCUGCUUAGAAAAAUUCCUCUAGACGCUUUCAAAUUACUCCAAAAUUAUGGAAAAAUACCCCAAGCUGGCAACGCUGACUACCACAAUAAAUUUUUUGUUUAGGAAAGAUGGCCAUUAUCUUCCCUCCUUCCCUGACUAGCGCUAUCUCAUCCUGGCGUCAUUAAAUUCACUUCUUGCCCAUUCCAUCGGUGUUUGACAGUUCAUUGUUGUGGUCACGUUGUUAUGGUUAUACGUCACAUGUUUCCCGCCAAUUUAUAGGGCAGUCCAAGACUUUGACGUUUGAGCGGCACGGCAAACUGUCUUUGUUUAUUCCUUCUGUGGUCAUCGUUUGUAGCUAUCUUCAUCGGAACGGUUAUCAGUUUCAGUUAUCGAUUUUUGUCCCACAUUUUAAUAAUAAAAUGGAAACAAAACAAGAAGCUGGUGGGAUUGAGAAUACUUGUAGUAAAAUAAAAACAGAUAAUGAAAACUAUGACGGUCCUUUGGAUGUCUUCAAAAUGGAAAUUAAGGAAGAACCUAAGACUGAAAGUGAAUACGACAAUUUUGAUUAUUUAGACUCAAAAAAUGUGGUGUUCCUAAAAACUGAAGUAGAACAAGAUGAACAUAAAUUUACACCAUUUGAAGAAAAUCAAACAACAAAUGAAGAAAGACUUCCACAAGAGAAAAUCCAGAGUAUGGGUCUGCGUUUUAAAGAAAAAAAAGUAAAAUGUAAAAUAUGUCGUAAGCAACUCGCCCAUAAAAGUUCAUUAAAUAAACACAUGAAAAUUCACACUGGGGAAAAACCAUACAAGUGUGAAACGUGUUUUAAGCAGUUUUAUCGAGCAUAUCAUUUGAAAAUACAUUUGAGAGUGCACACUGGAGAAAAGCCUUACACAUGCGAAAUUUGUUUAAAACAAUUUAAUCAGGACAGUUCUUUGAAGGCACAUACAAAAGUUCACACCGAAGAAAGACAUACGUGUGGCAUCUGCUUCAAGCAGUUCAUCCGCAAAGAUUCUUUAAUCGAACACAUAAGAGUUCACACUGGAGAAACACCUUAUAAGUGUGAAAUUUGUCUGAAGCAGUUUGUUCGUAAAUUAUCUUUAACCGAACACAUGCGAGUUCACUCCAAGGAAAAACCUUAUAAGUGCACAAUUUGUUUUAAACAAUUUGCUCGCAAGUGUUAUUUAAAUGAACAUAUAAGAAUACACACUGGAGAAAAACGUUACCAGUGUGAAUAUUGUUUAAAGCAAUUUCUAGAAGCGGGUAACUUGAAAAGACAUUUGAGAAUACACACUGGAGAAAAGCCUUACCAGUGUGAAGUUUGUUCUAAGCAGUUUACUACAGCAACUUGUUUGAAGCUACAUAACAGAUCACACACUGGAGAAAAACCCUUUAAGUGCGAAAUUUGUUUUAAGCAAUUUUCUCAAGCAGGUAAUCUGAGAACACAUAGUGUGAACGUCCACAGUGUACCAUAAUUUAACUCAAUAUUCAGAUAAUUCUAAAAAUCCUUUUAAAAAAGAUUAAAUACUUAAUACAGGUAAUUCCAGAAUCAGUUUUCUCAAGCAGGUAAUUUGAAUCAACAUUUGAAGAUACACGCUGUAGAAUAACUGUGUAAACUAUGAAACUUGUUUUAAACUGUUUAGAGAAGUGUUUAGAUUGAAAACACAUUCGAGACUGCACACUGGAGAAAAACGGUUUAGUAAAGUGUUCCGCAUUUCGAACUGAGUCCAGCCCUGACCCGCCAAGCAGUCAAUCAACAAGGCGUGAGAUCACCGUCUCUAAGCUUCGCCGGUAUACGGAAAUUAUCAAGGAGGCUGAGACAAUAAUGGAUAUAAAUUCACGUUUUGCGUGGGGACGUAUUUAGUUAAUAUUUUAUCGACGCGUGAAUUGUAACGUCGCGGCCGGUUUUGAAAUGUAAAAUUGUUGUAAUUAUUAUGGGUAUAUAUAUUUUUUUAUUUUUAAAUAAAUAAAAAAACAUUUUAAUGAGUAGAAAAAUCAUAUUUGUAAAUUUUAAAUAAAUUAAAUAAGCUUGUUUAAAAUAAAUUAGAUAUUGUUGUUAAAUGUU